This is a messenger RNA of Lemur catta (Ring-tailed lemur), 492 nucleotides long. Its product is annotated as hormonally up-regulated neu tumor-associated kinase-like. The record is from RefSeq and is a predicted model, not a curated record. Lineage: Eukaryota; Metazoa; Chordata; Mammalia; Primates; Lemuridae. The coding region runs from base 1 to 492 and encodes 163 amino acids. The transcript has a single exon.
AUGCCGGCGGCGGCGGGGGACGGGCUCCUGGGGGAGCCGGCGGCGCCCGGGGGCGGCGGCGGCGCGGAGGACGCGGCCAGGCCGGCGGCGGCCUGCGAGGGAAGUUUCCUGCCGGCCUGGGUGAGCGGCGUGCCCCGCGAGCGGCUCCGCGACUUCCAGCACCACAAGCGCGUGGGCAACUACCUCAUCGGCAGCAGGAAGCUGGGCGAGGGCUCCUUCGCCAAGGUGCGCGAGGGGCUGCACGUGCUGACCGGGGAGAAGGUGAGCCCCGCGCGCUCGGGCUGCGGGACCGCGGCGGGAGGGGCGGCCGGGGCCCCGCCGAGAGCACUGCACUGGGAGUCCGGCUGCGUAUUCCCGGGCCCGGCGCCUCCGCCUGACUUUCCUCUCGGGCUGAAAGAGUCGAGCCAAACGCGGGCUCAGGUUCCCGCGGCCGGGUCACCCGGCCUUUCCGAUGGGCGAUCUGGGGUCUCCGUUUCCCCGCGGGGCGGCUGA